Messenger RNA from Trypanosoma cruzi, 930 nucleotides. RefSeq names its product 60S ribosomal protein L5, putative. The record is from RefSeq and is a predicted model, not a curated record. Gene Ontology annotation, cellular component: ribosome; cytosolic large ribosomal subunit. The transcript has a single exon. The coding region runs from base 1 to 930 and encodes 309 amino acids. Gene Ontology annotation, molecular function: structural constituent of ribosome; 5S rRNA binding. Gene Ontology annotation, biological process: translation; ribosomal large subunit assembly. Lineage: Eukaryota; Euglenozoa; Kinetoplastea; Trypanosomatida; Trypanosomatidae.
AUGCCAUUCGUUAAGGUUGUGAAGAACAAGGCGUACUUCAAGCGCUUCCAGGUGAAAUACCGCCGCCGCCGCGAGGGCAAGACGGACUACCAGGCGCGGCGCCAGAUGGUGCUGCAGGACAAGACCAAGUUUGGAACGCCCAAGUACCGUCUGGUGGUGCGCAUCACGAACCGCGACAUCAUUGCGCAGGUUGUGCAGGCGAAGGUUGUGGGUGAUGAGGUUGUGAUGGCGGCAUACUCGCACGAGCUCCCGCAGUUUGGAAUCCAGCACGGCCUGACGAACUACGCGGCGGCGUACGCGACAGGUCUGCUGGUUGCGCGGCGCAUGCUGACGAAGCUUGGCCUCGCGAACAAGUUCGAGGGCACGAAGGAGGCGGACGGCUCUUACUCGGCCGUGCGUACGAAGGCCGACGAUCAGGGCGACGACGAGAAGCGCUUCCCAUUCAAGGCCAUUCUUGACGUUGGACUCGCCCGCACGACGACCGGUGCUCGUGUGUUUGGUGUCAUGAAGGGUGCGGUGGACGGCGGCCUGGCUGUGCCUCACCGCCCGAACCGCUUCCCCGGCUACGACAAGGAGAAGGACUCGCUCAACGCCAAGGCCCACCGCGACCGCAUCUUGGGCCUGCACGUUGCUGAAUACCUGAAGCAGGUGCGUGAGGAGGCGAGCUCCAACCCCGAGGAGAGCACGUGCCAGUUUUCAAAGUACAUCAAGGACAAGGUUGUUCCCAACGAGCUCGAGGGCAUGUACAAGAAGGCGCACGCUGCUAUCCGCGCGGAUCCAAUGAAGCGUCGCGCAAGGAAGGAGCGCAAGGAGGGAGCUGCGGUGAAGAAGUACAACACGCCGAAACGGACUGGCGCCCAGAAGAAGGCCGCCGCCAAGGAGAAAAUCGCAUUUUUGGUUGCGAGCAUCCGCGAACGUGCGUCGAAGUAA